Messenger RNA from Iphiclides podalirius (scarce swallowtail), 225 nucleotides. The record is from the annotation of a GenBank genome assembly. Lineage: Eukaryota; Metazoa; Arthropoda; Insecta; Lepidoptera; Papilionidae.
AUGCAUUUCGCCUGGUGCCUAUGGAAACCGGAUGCCCACAAUCUUACCGGUUGGCAAUACGCCAGCACCGUGUCUGUUGCUGUGGGUGUCCACCAGCGGCGGUAUCACGUAGUGCGCACCAUGACGUCAGCGGUCGACAGCCCAGAAGACGAGGGACUUCAUUGUGCGAUUGCCGACAGAGGUGCUGCCGCGAACGUCUUGGUGUUAAUCGAGCCCCGAUGUAAC